AUGCAGGAGGUGACGAUCUACGCGACGGCGAUGCAGGCGGUCCGGCGCACGGCCGACGACUGCCGCCGGACGUUGGCGCUGCUUGACGCCUUUGGCGUGGCCGUCUCCGUCGUGCUUGUCGACUCGCCGGAGCUGCGGGCGUUUGUGCAGGAGCUGCUGGCGAAGCAGGCGGCCAUCGGGUGGCGGCUGCAGCACGGCCUCGGCCCCGCCCCGCCGCUUCAGCUGCCGCUCUGCUUCGUCGGCCCGGUGCUGGUGGGCACCCACGACGAGCUGGCGGAGCUCAACGAGGCGGGCACGCUGCCGCAGUCGCUGCGCGCCGCAGGCUACGGCGGAAGUUUCCGGGCCGCCGCCCACAACGAGAUAUCUGUGGGCAACGCUGCGACACCCGCGGCGGCGGCUGCUGCUGCUGCGCCUCCGGACGCUGGGGGAGGCGCCACCACCACCGCCAACGGCAGCGGCGACGACGGCGAUGGGGAGGAGGAGGAGGAGCCGCCGCCGCCGCCGCCGCCUGACUCCGAAGAGGAGGCGGAGGCGGAGGGAGCCGACAGUGCCCUGCACAGCGGCGCCCUGGACGACGAUGACGAGGAACCGCCGCCGCCGCCGCCGCCGCUGCCUGAAGACGAGGAGGAGGAUGAGGAAGACGCCCCGCCACCAUCGCCCCCGCCGGAGGACUGA
This is a messenger RNA of Trypanosoma conorhini, 675 nucleotides long. RefSeq lists its product as uncharacterized. The coding region runs from base 1 to 675 and encodes 224 amino acids. NCBI's taxonomy places the organism in Eukaryota, Euglenozoa, Kinetoplastea, Trypanosomatida, Trypanosomatidae. The transcript has a single exon. The record is from RefSeq and is a predicted model, not a curated record.